Amphimedon queenslandica is the source of this 5646-nucleotide messenger RNA. RefSeq names its product centrosomal protein of 290 kDa-like. Lineage: Eukaryota; Metazoa; Porifera; Demospongiae; Haplosclerida; Niphatidae. The transcript has 35 exons. The record is from RefSeq and is a predicted model, not a curated record. Bases 41 to 5062 code for a protein of 1673 amino acids. Gene Ontology annotation, biological process: cell-matrix adhesion.
UAAUUCAUUAAUUAACUAGUUAGUGGUUAAUUAAUUAAAGAUGUCUUCCAGCAGUGAGGGAGUAUCAGGUUGGGAGAGAUUAGCUCUUGUCAGUGAAGCAGAGAUAAGAGGAUCAGAGGAAGAGACGGUGGACCUGUUUUACGUGUUCCUCUUGAAUAAUAAACUGAAUGGAGGGAAAGAAUUGGACACAGUGACACUAACUAAACUAAUAAACAACAUCCAGACCAUCAUUAGAUUAAAGAAUGCCGAGUUCCAGGAGCAACUAACUGAGUAUGAGAGGGACCACACCAGCCACCAGAAGGAAGGGAGGGAGAGGGAGCAGCUCGAACAAAUAAUAAUGGAACAGCGAAACAAGAUCAGUGAACUAGAGGGAACUAUUAAUUCAUUGACAGCUAAAGUGGGCGGAGUUGGGGGCGGGGGAAUGAGUCUGUUGGGUAAAGUAGUAGAUGAUCUUCAGUCUGAACUGGAGAAGACCAGGACUAAUGUAGCAACAGAAAAAAUUGAAAUACAACGAUUGAAUAGUGAGCUGUCAGUGAGUGCUGCUCAGGUCCAGAGGCUUCAGUUGGAGUUAGCUUCUAAAGAUAAUGAACUGACUCAGUAUCGGAUUGAAUGGGAGAAGAGGAAGGCUGGGAAGAAAUCAUUAAUAGAGGAGGAGCUUAGGGAGAGACUCCGCCUUCAAGGGAGGGAAAUGGCUGAACAGCUGGACAAGAUGGAGUUGUUAUUAAGAGAGAAGCAGGCACUGGAAGGAUCAGUAUCCACUAGUGAUAAAGAAAUGAAGCAGUUGAUUGAAGAAAGAGAAUCAAUGUUACAAAAAUUACAAAAGCACCAGGAGGCAUUGGCUGAGGCUGGUCGUGUUAAUUUUGAUCUUGAGAGAUCAUUGGAAUCAUUGAGAUCUCAGUUGAAUCAGUGUCAGGAUCAAUUAGCUGAUCAAGUUGACGCUAAUCAAAGAUUGUGUGAUAAAAUGAAAGAAGACAGCGAGAGAGCUAAAUCGAAGCUUUCCUCUCGUUCAAAGUUGCUCUCAGAGGCUAACAGUAAGAUAUCAUCACUAGAAGAUCAGCUCCAGCAGAUCACAAUCAACACUCAGAAAGGAUCAGCACUGAGACUAAACAAAGAGCUGGCGGAGAAGGAGACUGAAGUCCAGGAGCUGCAGGAUGAGCUGUAUCAAGCAUCAGUCGACAUUGACUCACUCUCUGCCCAACUGAAAGACGCUAUCAAUCGGUCAGAUCCAGUGAAGGUGAGUCCAUUGCUACACAAAGAGAUACAGGAUAUGAAGAACCAACUGAAGGAAAUGGAGGCACUGCUGAAGAGAGAACAAGAAAGAAGACAACAAUCUGAGAAAGACAAGGAGGAUGUAGACAGUGAGUUGGUUGAGCUGAGACAUAAACUGGAUCAGUAUGAGAGUGGAGUCCUUGGACUGAAGGAAGCAAUGAAUGAAAUAAAACUAAAGAAAGAGGAACUGGCACACAGAGACACUGAGGUGAGUGGGUUGGUCCAGGAAGUGAACAGGUUGCAGAGUGAGACUGAUACACUGGAUGAGAUUAAUGAAGCACUGAGAGACAAACUGGGACUGGAACCAGGAACGGAACCGGAACUGACUCAAGUUCGUGAGAGAAGAUUUGCUGAACUGAACAAGUUAAAGAGAGACAAUGUUACAUUAACUAAUGAAGUUCAGAGACUAGAAGAGGAAAAACUGACCUUGAGAAAGAAAAUAAUUGAUCAAGCAACAUCAGGGAGUACAAAAUCUUUACCUGUUUCUGUUAACUCGUCUCCUGGUCACAUCACUGUUGCUGAUUUGAGGAAUCAACUCUCAAAACUGCAAACUGAACUAGCUACAGAGAGACAGAGAAGGGAAGCUUAUCAAAAAGAAAUAACUCGUCUAAACCGAGAUACCAGUCUACCACCCCCUGGGGAUAAGACUAGAGCCAAAACCAGUCAAACUGGAGCUAGAAGAACCAGUCAAACUAGUCAGACCAGUCCUAGGAUCAAGAUAGACAGAGUGAGAGAGAGAGAAGAGAUUGAUUCAACAGGAGGACUAGUUUACACUAAUGAUAAUGGACCAAGCACUGCUGGACUAGCUGGACAUGAAUCUACUGAUGGUGAUGUUACUGCUAAUAUGCAGGAGGGGGAGGAGUUAUUAAUGAUUAUUAAUGAGCUGAAGGAACGAGAGCAAUCACUGAGAGCCACUGAACAAGAAAUGAACCAACUGAAGAAUAAAUACGAUAUAAUAACUCACCAGCAGGGUCUGCUAUACAGUGAAUACAGUGUUGCUAAGAGACAAUGGAGGGAGGAGAGGGAUCAGUUAAUGAGAGAAAAACAAGAACUGAUAAACAAACAAGGAGAUACCACACACUCAACUGGAGAUGUUGAUCUACUUCAUUCCACUAUAUCUCAGUUGAGGUCAGAGCUACAGUCUCUUCAAGUUCAGAAUAACAAUGUAAAUGGAUCACUGAGAAGAACAGAGACACUCCUCCUUGAUAAAGAGAGAGAGAUCAGUCAAUUGAAUGUACAAAUAAGCUCACUGGAGAGGAGAAUGGAGGCAGAGAGAAGGGCCAGGGAACAAUCAUCAACACGAUCCAUUGAAUUCACUACUGAAGCUAUUGAACAACUACAAGCUCAAUUGGUUCAGAAGGAGCAUCAGGUUGAUAAAUAUCAGAAAUUGCUGCAAGACACCAGACAAGAGUAUCAUGUAUCAGUAGAAUCAUAUAAAGAAGAAAUACUGUUACUGGAGAAGAAACUAAGAACUAAAACUGCUGCUCUUUCAAGACUACAAGAGGAUGCUUCCCUUUCCCCCCCUCCCCUCGUUACUCUCUCGUCCCCUCCUCCUCCUCCUCUCCCUCUCUCCUCCAUCCACCGCUACUCUCCUGAACUAGCUCAAGAAGUACAAGACACUAACAGAAGAUUGAGUGAGGAGCUGGAGAGAGAGAAGAGAGAGAGAAGCGAUGACAGGAAGCAGUUCUUGAAGAAAGAAGAAGAACUGAAGAAAGAAUUGGGUCAACUGAGAAACAAGCACAGACUAGAAAUUAAAGAGUUGCACAAUUCCUUGUCAAGCAAAUCCUCUCAGAUAUCAGAACUGGAGGAAGAACUUGAGAUUAUGAAUGGAGAACUAUCAGCAGCUCUUGAGUCAAGCAAGAAAGUACCUUCAAGAAGUCUUCGUGAGUUAGUUGAGCGGUUAAGGUCCCAGCUAGCGGAGAAGGAGAGGGAACUGUUGAUAUUAACUGACUCAUUGAAACAAGUUAGAGCUGAUCUGGUGGACACUGUCCAGAAAACACUGCAAAGUCAGUGUAGACAGGAUGAAGCUGAGGUGAGUGUGCAGAGGUUAGUGAUGGAGAGGGUCAGAGGAGCUGAGGAGAAACACGAAGAGAAAAUGAGAGAAAUGAAAUCAAAAACACUUCAACUGGAAACUGAACUUGAUAAUGUGAAGAAGAAAUUGAAGGAGUCUUGUUCUGAGUUUGAUCGGCUCCAAUCAGAUUACAUGAUGAAGGAUAACGAUGUCAAAGAAAGAGAAGAGGAUAUUAGUAAAUUGGAUGAAGAGAUACAGCAACUGAAGAAAUCACUGAAUGAAUCAAAGAGAUUAGAAUAUAACAUGAGCAGAGAACUGGCACAGUUGAAGGAGAGAAAUUCUUCUUCACUGGUUGAAUGUGACAGGCUACACAAACGUUGUGACGUUCUUCAAAAUAAAGUAGAUAAGCAGAAGCAGCUGCUGGGAGAACAAGAGGAACAGCUCCACAGUUUAAGAAUGAGCUCAGAGAAAUCAUCACCAAAACCUUCAACGAUAUCACAGCUGGACAAUAAACAUACUUCAAUUGAAGUUGCUCGUUGGGAGGAGAGUAAGAAAUGGCAGAGGAAGAUUGAGACGAUGAAACUGAAACUGUCGGAGAAGAACAAGGAAACAGACACACUUCAGAAACACAUCACAACACUGAAGGAGUCUUUGAUAAGGUACGAGAGAGAAAAGGAGGUGUUGGCCCAGAGACUAAGAGCAGCUGAAAAAUCAGCAACGAAACCUCAAGACCUUGUUACUAUGGAAACAGGACCUGCCCCGCCCACUCUAACGAGAUCAGAGGUAGAGACUCAGCUAAGAACUGAGAACAUUGAACUAGAGAAUAAAGUGGCUAGUCUGCAGCUGUCAUUAAAGGAGUGGGAAGCAAAUUAUAAUUAUGAUGUAGAGAAACUUAAAAUUGAAAUAAAAUCACUAACUAACAUUAAUGAGGAACUGAUGAAGACUAAAGAAAAUAAAGUCCCACCCACAAUGUGUACUAAUGAAGGAGGAGGCGGGGUCCUAUCAGUGGAGAGUAAGCUGAGGGAAGAGUUGCUCCAAUCUAAGAAGAGACUGGCUCACCUGCAGCUCCAGCAUCAACAGGUUACCAUGGAAACACCACGACUAAAGUCGAGAAUCAAAGACCUUGAGCAGUACAUUGAAGUAUUGAAAGGAGCAAACUCUGAGAGAGAGAAACUAGAGUUUGAGUCAAAGGCUGGGUAUUUCUCAGCUGCAGAAGUUGAGAAAACCGUUUCCUCAAUGAAGAGGCUAAUAGAGAAACUACAGAAAGAGAAUGAGACACUGAAGACUAAAGAAAAGAAGCAGCAAAAGGGACUGCUAGAAUCUGAAAACAAAAGACUAAAAGUUGAAUUAGAUAAAGCUCACAAAUCACUAGCAGCUUUAGGAGGGAAAAGAGCAGCUGCUAGUGGAGACCAUUCACUGGCUGGACUCAUCUCAGAGAAUGAAAGACUAAGAAAUGAACUUAGAAAAGAGAUAGAGAAAAGUGAGAAGUUAUAUGCUAAUAUAUCAAAACUGAAGUCGGACAAAAGCAAACUUGAAGAUGAUAAAAUUAAAUUCACUGAACCUCAUCAAGAGACAGUGAGGAAAAGAGAUGAACUGAAGAGAGAAAAUGAUAAAUUAAAAGCAGAGCUGGAUUCAUUUGAUCCUCAGUUCUUUGAGGAGAUUGAAGACUUAAAGUACAAUGUUACAGUCGCUGUGCAAAAGAAUGUAGAGCUAGAAGAGCAACUGAGACACUACAGCAGACAAUAUGGGUUCCCCCUACCUACUGGUCUAAUGGCAGAAUAAUCCUCAUCACUUACUAAUGAAUAAUAAUCAAAUUUAAAAGUUAACAUGAACUUAUUAAUGUUAGAAAUGUACUGAGUGCUUAAUGUUACACGGAGUAGAUAUACGGAUUAUAGCUGAUAAGUGUAGCGGAGUUUUUCAAAGAUUCACGGAGUCAGAUUUAAUAAAUGGCGGUUAGAAAGGCAAUUCAGAAAGUGACCAAUAGAAUAGUCAUUGUGGACCCUAAUGUUAGCUCAGAGUAUGGUACUUCUCCUGUAGACGUAGCUUAUAAAAGUCUGACUAAAAUAAUGAACGAUCACAACAUUAUCACUAAAGUACAUAGAAAACGUUAUCAUGAAACUGGUACCAAAAAGACGGAGAGAAUGGAGUAUGAACGAGCAGUACGAGUCUACAACAGGGAAAUGAAAAAGAAAAUUGACUUUGUAAUGAAGAUGCAUAAACCACUCCCACCUAUUUAAUGUUGCCAUGACAAUGCAUAAUGACAAUAGCUAUGAAUAUCGUUAGUAUUCGCAUUAUUCAUAAUUAAGUUUCCAUAUAUGGUCGUAUUGAGUCUUGUUCCUUCCUAGACAACACAAUAUGAAUAUCAA